Messenger RNA from Macrobrachium nipponense, 2904 nucleotides. Its product is annotated as zinc finger protein 346-like. Bases 316 to 2757 code for a protein of 813 amino acids. Gene Ontology annotation, molecular function: zinc ion binding; nucleic acid binding; cysteine-type endopeptidase activity. NCBI's taxonomy places the organism in Eukaryota, Metazoa, Arthropoda, Malacostraca, Decapoda, Palaemonidae. Gene Ontology annotation, biological process: proteolysis. The transcript is spliced from 9 exons. The record is from RefSeq and is a predicted model, not a curated record.
GUACUGGGGGUGGGGGUGUUGGACGUUGUCGAUCAGCCACGUAAAAGUGCUCGAUACUCGAUAGUCAUCAAAAAUUCACGUCGAUAUAAGUGCUUUAGGUGUUGAUGAAGAACAGGGGACCGGCUGACGUGACGGACAGGAAAAGUUCGCUUAUCCUGGACGGGUGUCAAUGGUGUAAAUUGAAAAGAUGAAGCCUGAAUGCACGAAUGUACUCACGCGCACCUUCGUAGCUUUGAUGUCCUUGUACAGAGUAAUGUCAGCUUCUAUUUAGAGUCAGGCAAUAACUGGUGAACCAACAUAACACCAAGGCAAAGGAUGUCAGCAGGAGAGACAAACUCACUUAUUCAAGAAGCCUUCAACGACGGAAUCAUCCUAUACAGCAAACAAACACUGAACUAUGAAUGUGUUUUGUGCAAGAAAUCGAUGACAGGGGACGCUCCACUUGCCCAACACUUGGAGUCCAAGAAGCAUGAAGAGGCCGCCUUCAGGUACGCCGUUAGUCAUGUAAGCAGUUGUCCCGAGUCGCUCAAGAAGUUUUUCACUCCUGAGAUCAAGAGAGCAGUUGAAGAGGGGAUCAUAGAAGUGUCACAGUCGCCAGGAGGCGUUUAUGGCAUCUACUGUAAAACAUGCAACAAGGACGUGAAUGGAUACGCCCCUCUCACUCAACACCUAAUGGGAGCUGAUCACAGAAAGCAACUCCAAGGAGUUCAAGUGAGGAUACCCUCCUUUGUAACCGGCGCAAGCAACAACAGGUUGGAGGAAGCUAGAUCCGUGACGAGUCCUUUACUAGCUCCUGGGUCUGAAGGCUUUGUUAAAUUCCCACCCCGAUUAACCUCAACAUGCACCAGUGCAAUAUCUAGUACCCAAACGACCCCGAUUCCAACCCUUACAUUUAGAAAUGACCAGAGGCAUGUACCAAACGGAGCCUCACUACUAGAACCAUCUUACCCCAGGCUUCCAGAGCCAGUAGGAUUGUACAGAAGCCAGCCCUCUCAUAGAGAGACAAGCCCCACCAGGUUUCCAACUCCCCGAUCUCCACUUCAGUCAGUAAGUCUCUCCAUGUCUGCGAUAAACAGCUUCCCCAAGAGAUCCGAAAGCAGAGAAGUGACCCCGUCAUCACCUUUGCCAAGACAUUCAUUGCCUCUGAUUAACCCUGGAGCUCUUCAUCUGGAUCCGCAGAACAGCAUUGUUCUUCAAGCAAUUAAUGACGACGUCUUGGUCUUCAACUCUGAAACCUUGAAGUACACGUGCAGAGUGUGCGGCAUAUUUUUCCCCACGCAGCAGCAGACAGAAGACCACCUGAAGCACAAAAUCCACAGAGAAGCGAGUGCCAGGAUUGUCGUGAACCAGCAGGGCCACGGCCCUCCAUCUCUGCUGGAGCUCCUGCCUCAGAAUAUCAUAGAAGCUGCAGCUGCCUCCACCAUUACUGUCACUGAAGGCAACACCUUCAAGUGUGUCGUCUGUGGCACCUCCAGCACAGGAGUUAUUCCUCUUAAGCAACAUUUGGAAAGCAGGGAGCAUCUCAAGAAAAAGGGUAUCAGUUCAGGGCAGCCUGCUCUUCCUCACCUGAGCAAUGCCUACGCUCGAAGUGGUACAGAAAGCUCUUCACUCCGGGAGCCACCUGGAAAUUCGCACACUGCAGAUGAUGUCAAUGUUAACGCGCUGGCGGUCGCCUUCGAAAGAGGUCUCGUUUUCUGCCUGGAUAACAACUCGUCUGUUUUCAAAUGCGAAACUUGCGGUGUGACUCUAAAUAGCCUGAGAAACCUGGAUCAACACCUGAAUGGCGCCAAACACAAGAAACAGUUUCAGAAAAACAGCCUCACCCCUGGUGGUCAACCUUGCCUUACUAGUCCUCAGAGCUCGGAGGAUCCAAAUACACCUAGAGGGUUUCAGAAAAACAGCCUCACCCCUGGUGGUCAACCUUGCCUUACUAGUCCUCAAAGCUCGGAGUAUCCAAAUACACCUAGAGGGUUUCAGAAAAACAGCCUCACCCCCGGUGGUCAACCUUGCCUUACUAGUCCUCAGAGCUCGGAGGAUCCAAAUACACCCAGAGGAUGCAAUGUACAAAGACAGCCGUAUGAGGUGAAUACAGAACCCAGAGGUCUUGUUUACAUCUUCAACUACAAGUUCACCGGAAGGAAGACUAACCCCAAGGAGAGGAAAGGUGCAGAGCAAGAUACAGUUAACCUGAUGAAAACCUUCACGGACAUGGGAUAUAAGGUCAUUCCCAUGGAGAACAUGACUGCCACGGAAACGAGGGACUCCAUGGAAGAGAUCCGGCAGAGCAGAGACCUGGAGAGAGUGGCUGCCUUAAUCUUCUUCUUCUUGAGCCAUGGAAAUGAGCCUUACAAAUUCUACGGCGAAGACGGGGAAAUGCUAGACUUGCAACAGGACGUCUGGAACAAACUGACGAACACUUCGUGUCCAUCCAUGAAAAACAAACCCAAGAUAAUCUUUGCAAACUUUUGUCGUGGCUUCGAUACAGAGAUGAAUGAAUAUGAUGCCGUGGUGAGGGAUGUUCCUAGGGACCUGGUUACUAUUCACGCUGCCACAGAAGGAAUAACUGCCCGUCGGAAUCCUCAACUUGGAACGCACUUCGUGCAGUCGCUUUGUGACGCUUUGAGGUGGUGUGCUCACGAUUCUGAUCUUAGGGGAAUCUAUGAAGUGCUCGAUACCAUUUCUAAAUCUCGUGGUGGCACGCAGCCGAAGUGGGAGGAUUCUAGAUUUAAAACUUUCUAUUUUAAUCCGGUAUGGUAACACUGCUUCAGGAGAGAAAGAAAAUACAAACAGCGGGAAGUGCCCGACGGGCAUGCCUGCUAUUAUGGACAGGCCGUAAGACAACUGCUGAGCCCGACAGCAGGCUAGUACUUGUACAUAUAUUUGUUAAUAAAGGAUGUUUACAAA